This is a messenger RNA of Diaporthe batatas, 2995 nucleotides long. RefSeq lists its product as uncharacterized. The transcript is spliced from 6 exons. Bases 207 to 2378 code for a protein of 723 amino acids. NCBI's taxonomy places the organism in Eukaryota, Fungi, Ascomycota, Sordariomycetes, Diaporthales, Diaporthaceae. Gene Ontology annotation, molecular function: acetoacetate-CoA ligase activity. The record is from RefSeq and is a predicted model, not a curated record. Gene Ontology annotation, cellular component: cytosol.
UUCCGAAAUAUCUCCUCCCCGCGCUUCUUCCCCGGACCGGAGGACCCCAAAAUCAACGUUGCCGAUACCGUCCUUUCCUACAGUCCUAGUCGCCUUCGUGCUCGUACUCCUUGCUGCCGUUCAAGCUUCGGCAUCACAGCUAGGACAGAGCAACAGACGUUAGACACGCGAUCAUCCCUGCGGUAGUAGAUUAGGACUUGAUCAAGAUGGAGAGCCAGGUCGCCAUACCCCGGAAGUUGUGGGAGCACCCGGACCCGAAGAGCACGUUGAUGUACGAAUUCAUGCAGGACAUCAAUCGAAAGAGCGGACAAAGAUUGGAGACAUUCCGCCAGCUCUACGACUACUCCAUCACCCAUCGCUCCGACUUCUGGUCGCGCCUCUUCCAGUUCAGCAACUUCAUUUACGGCGGCAGCUAUAGCCGCGUGGUCGACGAGUCCGCGACGAUCGACCAGGUCCCGCGGUGGUUCGAGGGCGUGACCAUCAACUUCGCCGAGAACAUCCUGUACUCGCGGGCCGCGGCGGGCCCGCCGGGCCACCGCUCCAAGCUGCACAAGGACGAUGCCCGGGUCGCCAUCACCGAGGUGCGCGAGGGCGGGUCCGAGGUGCGAGAGUGCACAUGGGGCGAGCUCAGGAGCCGCGCUGCGGCGCUCGCGGCUGCCAUGUAUCACUCCAAGGGCGUCAGGAAGGGCGACCGCGUCGUCGCCGUCGCGGCCAACAGCGUGGAGACGUUCGUGGUGUGGCUGGCCACCAACUGGCUCGGGGCCAUCUUCUCGAGCAGCUCGACGGACAUGGGCACCAAAGGGAUACUGCAGCGCAGUGUUCAGGUGAACCCCAAGGUGAGCAACGGCCCUCCGUUGAGUUGCGUUCUCUCGACGCCGGAUUACCAAGCUGACCAACUCACUCAGCUUAUCUUCGUGGACGAUGCAGCCCUAUACAACGGCAAGAUCGUCGAUCUCCGCCAAAAGAUGAAGGAGAUAGUGGAGGGCAUGAAGGACUGCGACGCCCUGACCGGGCUUAUCUCAAUCCCUCGCUUCAGCGAGCCGCGGGAUAUCAGCUCCGUGCCCAAGGCGGAAACCCUCGCGGGACUUCUGCGCAGCACCUCCCGGCCGGCGCCCGGCUUUGUCCGCACAGCCUUCCACGAGCCCUCGCUCAUCUGCUUCUCCUCAGGCACGACCGGGAUGCCCAAAGCCAUCACACACUCCCAGGGCGGCCUGCUGCUGUCGUACUUCAAGGAGGGUCGGCUGCACGAGGGCCAGGGCCCAGACACGGUCGGGCUACAGUACACGACGACGGGCUGGAUCAUGUAUGUUGCGAAUGCGGCCCUGCUCCUGUGGGGUGCGCGCUCCGUGUUCUACGACGGAUCGCCGUUCCAGCCCGACGUGACUGUCCUCAUCAAGAUCCUGGCCGAGCAGGGCGUUACCAAGUUCGGUACGAGCCCGCGGUGGCUAUUCGAGGUUGCCAAGGCUGGGUUGAGCCCACGGGAGAUGGCCGACCUGUCGAGGCUGAAAGUGGUGACUUGCACAGGGAUGGUCUUGUCUGACCAGCUGUUUGAGUGGUUCUAUGACAAGGGGUUCCCCCAGCACGUUCAGUUGGGGAACAUCUCGGGCGGCACCGACCUUGCCGGCUGUUUCGGUAUCUGCAAUCCUUUAGAGCCGCUGUACGUCGGAGGGACUCAAGGCCCUUCUCUGGGCACCGACGCGCGCAUAUUCGACUCGACACUCCCCGAUGGUCCGGGCAAGGAAGUGCCACACGGUACACCCGGCGAGCUCGUGGCGACAAUCGCCUUCCCCAACGUGCCCUGCCGCUUCUGGAACGACAAGGAGCCCGUGGCGACACCGGGCUCCAAGUUCCACUCUGCAUACUUCAAUCGCUUCGAGCACGUCUGGGCACACGGCGACUUCUGCGUGAUUCACCCGGUCACAGGUAACAUCUCUUUCCUGGGGCGCGCCGAUGGCGUAUUGAACCCCUCCGGUGUGCGCUUCGGCUCCGCGGAAAUCUAUUCCGUGAUUGAGCGGCGUUUUGCAGAUCGAGUGCAAGACUCCCUUUGCGUUGGCCAGCGGCGGCCGACAGACCAGGACGAGACGGUAAUAUUGUUCCUCCUAAUGAAGCCCGGGUAUAGGUUCGACACCGCGCUCGUGGGAGAGAUCAGAGAGGCCAUCAGUAAGGACCUCUCAAAGCGUCACGUGCCCAAGUAUAUUUUUGAGACGCCUGAAAUUCCUACAACUAUCAACAUGAAGAAGGUAGAGCUCCCGGUCAAGCAGAUCGUGUGUGGACAGACAAUCAAGCCGAGCGGCACCCUGGCCAACCCGCAAAGCCUGGACUUUUACUACCAGUUCGCCAAGGUUGAGGAUCUGGUCGGGCCGAAGGGCAAGUUGUAAAUGUUCGAAAGCUUGUUAGAGUUAGACGGUCAAGAACUACAUUUAGAGAAUUUUCAGGGUUUCUCAUGGGGUUCUACAAGACAUGCAUCGCAAUUAAGGGCCGAAGAGGAUAGUAGGGCGGGACUGAAGAUGGGUUUUUACUAGAAAUCCGAGUGGUCGCGAUGGCGUGAAAGUUGUGAGUAUGAACUGGAAAUUGAAUAAUUGAUGUCAGUGAUAUGUGUUUGUGCUCAAUACCGGCAGAGGCAGCUGUUGAGCCGGCUUUGGUGUGAUGAUAUCGCAAUCUCGGAGUUGUGCAAUCAGCACACUUGGACCCCUUUGCCCGCUGUCAGUCCAGCAUUACUUCGUGGCUGGAAAUGUCGAGGAGCAGCAUCAAGGAGGUCGUUAGGCUGACAGAAGCCCAAUGAUGACAAAAUGGGGGCGGGCCUCAGACAGGUAUUGCACAACUAGGUCGCUUAGGUGAGGCCAUGGAAAUACAGUUCCAAUAGACAGACACGCUGUGAGUAGACUGGUUGGCGGUGGUGGGCCCUGUGUUUGGGGCUUGGGCCUCAGUCUUUGGUCUGCGAGGUAAACCCGAAACAAUCGCAAGACCAUCAUUUAGUCCGGAUGCAAUCAUACCG